This is a messenger RNA of Doryrhamphus excisus (bluestripe pipefish), 3800 nucleotides long. It is a transcript of the gene fbxo25, whose product is annotated as F-box protein 25. Gene Ontology annotation, molecular function: protein binding. Gene Ontology annotation, biological process: protein ubiquitination. NCBI's taxonomy places the organism in Eukaryota, Metazoa, Chordata, Actinopteri, Syngnathiformes, Syngnathidae. The record is from RefSeq and is a predicted model, not a curated record. Gene Ontology annotation, cellular component: cytoplasm; SCF ubiquitin ligase complex; nucleus.
UUUUGCCCAUCAUCCACAAUCCUUGUGUGAGGCAUUCUAAAGAUAUCAAAACAUAUAUAGAUAUUUAGAACACAUAGAAAAAGUGAAAGACAAAAAGAUGGCUUCCACCAUGUCUUAAGCAUUCACACAGUGAUAAACAAUAAUAAUCCAAUGUAUAGCUAUGGUACUGCAAGGUAUCAGAAGUACAUACCUCAUGCAGACGUAUACAUUUAUUUUUUCUAAAGUAACAAAGCGUUUAAGCAUGUGGGAGCUAUCUGUAUACAUGUUGUACUAAAUCAACACGUUUAACAGUACAUACAUAUGUUUAUGUAUCAUUAAAUGUUAAUGCUAUUUGUCCCUUCCCCCACUUAAAAAAAUCAAAACACUCGUACAUGUGCAACGUCCUCUGUCACGUGCAGGAGAAAGCCCCAACAAAACAGAGAGGAUUAGAAAAAGACAGUGAUUGACAGCGCCCUAAGCCAAUCCGCAGCGUUACGCUGCGUAGCAACAAGAUAUAUUUCCAUGAUUCGUCCAGUCAGAGAGAAAGUGGGCGUAGCUGAGCUGAGAGCCCGUACUGUGUUUACUUCCGUCAAUAUUUCGAGGGGACGGUGGAAAAGAAGAGCAAGGAACAAACACGGAAGACGUACAUAAAGGAGUUGUCAUUGCCUGUUGAGGUGCUCUGCAUUGCAGGGACCCCCACCCCCAAUUACCACAAAAAAUGCCUUUCUUGGGCAAGGACUGGAGGUCCCCGGGGUGCACCUGGACCAAGACAGAACAUGGCUGGAAGAGGAUGGUCUUCUAUGGACACGAACUGGAAGACAGCAACAGAGAGUUAGAUUUAAAGCAGUUCCCUUGUGACAACGAUGACCAUCUGUUUGUUCAAGAUAUUUGUGAACUUGCCACCCCAAAAAGGAGAAAGAACUUCUACAACAACAACACAAAAUCUCAGUUUUCUUUCAGGGAUAAAUGGAUCUACGUGCAGAAAGGCAGCACAAAAGAACGCCACGGGUACUGCACUCUAGGCGAAGCACUGAACCGCCUGGACUUUUCCAGCGCCAUCCACGACUUGAGACGAUUCAACUAUGUGGCAAAACUUUUCCAGCUAAUAGCCAGAUCCCAGCUGACAUCGUUGAGCGGAGCCGCCCAGAAAAACUACUUCAACAUUCUAGAGAAGAUUGUACGAAAAGUUGCAGAGGACCACUAUAAUCCACGCCUUGUCAAGGAGCUCCUGCAGGAUCUCAGCUCCACACUGCACAGUCUGACACUCCACGUGGGCAGGUGCGUGCUGGUGGGCAACGUCAACAUCUGGCUGUGUCGUCUGGAGAACAUUCUCAAGUGGCAGCAGCAGCUCAGCGACCUGCAGAUCCCGAAGCAAAUAUGCACUGGCAUGUCAUUCAGCGACCUGCCGCUGCACAUGCAGGACAAAAUCCUUUAUAAUCUGUCCGACGCCUGCGACAUCAUCAACCUGGGACAAGCCACGCCCACGCUGCACAUCCUCAGUGAGAACAGGAUGCUGUGGAAGAGGCUGUGCCACUUCCAUUUCUCUGACAAACAGCCGUUCUCUAGGAAUUUGGUCUUGACCAAGAGUGAUAGCGUGGACUGGAAGCUGAUGUACUUCACGCUUCAGAAGCAUUACCCAGUGAAGGAGCAGUACGGGGACACUCUGCACUACUGCAAACAUUGUAGCAUCCUCUUUUGGAAGGAUCGCCACCUGGCAUUGUUAUUCAAGGACUGCGGCCAUCCGUGCACCGCCAACGAUCCGGACAGCUGCCUCAUGCCUGUCUCGCCGCAGCACUUUAUCAACCUCUUCCAGUUCUAAGUUGGUUUUCAGCGGCAUCCAACCUUGAGAUCCGGAUGUUGUUUACCGUAAUACAAAGGGCUUCAAUUGGGGGUACAUGUUACAGUAUACAGUACAGUACAGUCCGUAUUCAUUUACGCACAAGUCUUUCCACGGGUGACGGGAAAGAAUAAAUGAACUGCAAGUUAAUGAUUUUGAGAAUUUUUAACAUUAAAUUUUACUCUCUUUUUUGCACAAUUGUUGAGGUCAACCUUGAGUGGAAACUCAAACAGGUGCAUCUCAAUAAAUUGGAAUAUUGUGCAAAAGUGAUUUCCACACUUCGACUUAUUAAGAUCACAUAAGACACCAAUUAAAGGUUUUUGCUGCUCCUUUUAGUUUACGAAGUCAACGUUUUUGACCACCAUCAAAUUUUAUAAGAUAUAAAAUUAAAUUAAUUCUUUAAUGAAUUAUCACUGCUUCUUGGUAGGCUAUAGUUAUGAUAGUUAUUAGUUAAAACAUAUUGAAAUACAAGUGAUGCAGUGUUGUGGUCACUACAUGGCAGUAAUGACAAAACAUUGAGACAUUAACCUUAACAUUACCGUAACACUGCCAGGUCAUGAAGUCAGCCAAGCCAAGUCCGACAUGAUAGAGUGAAAAAAAUUCUCCUCUCAUUCUAAUUCAUUGAGAUGCAUCUGCAUGUGUGUGUGUGUAUGUGUCUAUAUACAGUCGUCCAUCAUUUAUAGCAGUUAACUGGUUCCAGACCAGACCGCUAUAUGGUAUUCUGUGUUAAUAAAUUGAGUGCUCAAGUAGUUAGAGUGUAGAAACCUGUUUAUGACUUUCUAAAUACAAUUAUUAACAUUAUUGGAGCCCUGUAGACCUGAAAUAACAUCCCUAUAGGGGUGCUCUAUAUGCUCUAACCAUAUAUUAUUUACAAUUGCGACUAACGCUGCAGGGACUCGAGACUGCCGCUAGUUAGUGAGCAAACAAGCUUACAAGCUAAUCAGUUAGCUUUCAAUGUAUUUCUUCUAAACUUUAAAAGCCAAAAACUUACCACUUCCACACAGGAUGGGAGGAGAACUUUUUUUUCCACUCACUCAUGUUGGACAGGCCAUGGCUAACUUCAUGCAGUGUUACGGUCAUGUAAUGUAAGGUCACAUGUCAAUGUUUAGUGCCAGUACUGCCGCCUAGUGACCAGAAUACUACACAUUACUUGUAUUUCAACAUGUUUUGACUAAUAAUAGAUCAUAGUCUACUGCAAAAAAGCCAUCAUUUAUUAAUUAAUGAAUUCCUGGGAGGGAGCGAUAAUCGAACCACGAUAUUGCAGGGAUGACUCUAUAUAGAGUACACACACACAUGCAUAUCUACUGUAUGUAUAGCGUUUGUGUGUGUGUGUGUGUAUAUAAAAAGUGCAAAGUGACUUUUAGCUUGUCAAUGGGGGUAAACAUGAUGAGUAAUGUAAAAAUAAGUUGCAGAUUAUAUAUGUAUAUGUAUCUAUUGAGCGGCUGGUUUAAUUAAUCAAUAUUUUCAAUGGGAUGCAAAUGUUCUGAAUUCCUCUUUCCAUGCCAAUGUUGUAUUGGAAGCAUAGUGUGGAUGUGCAGUAGCUCAACUUCCCAUUGUUGAAUCAAUGGCGCCUAUGCCGGUUAUAGUCAAGUAGUGCACUCCAUUUUGCCUCGGUUCCUCCAUGAGACGAAUCAAUUUUUAGUCUAAUGUUUAUGUCUUGGAGUUUGAAUAACCGUUUUGUCAUUGUGAUGUCUUUUUUUCCUGCAAUAACCGAAUGCAUGUCUCUGUUUACAUCCUUUAUGUCGUCUUUUGAUGUUCCAGGUACUUCUACUCGUAAAGAAAAUAAUUUCCAUUAACACUUUUUACAGACUACUUCUAAAUACAGUACACAAAUGGAAAUGGAAAGUAUUGUUUAUGACUGUAGGGAAAGUUUUGUAUCCAACUUUUGUAAUAUUCCUUUCUGUUCCAAAUCUGUUCAUGGUACUCUUAUGGCUUUUAUGGGACAGGGAGUAGCGUAAUAAUCAUUAAAUAUUUACAAUAUAUA